This is a messenger RNA of Gorilla gorilla gorilla (western lowland gorilla), 5263 nucleotides long. RefSeq names its product leucine-rich repeat-containing protein 37A. The record is from RefSeq and is a predicted model, not a curated record. Gene Ontology annotation, molecular function: protein binding. Lineage: Eukaryota; Metazoa; Chordata; Mammalia; Primates; Hominidae.
GGGAAGCUCUGCUGCGCCCCCACCCCACCCUACCCCUCCCUACCCCACCACAGCAGGCGCUGGAGUCCUGGGACCACCAGGGUCUGAGGCCCAAAUCCUUCCUCACUAAGGGGAGGAGAGGGGUGUUCCAGCAGGGCAGGAUGGGAAGGCGUGCUUGGGCGGGAUUGUGACAUAAGAGUGCCCUGGUGACAUGGAGCAGAUCUGUGGCAUAAAUAAAGGUGUCAUAAAGACAGGGCGGGACUCAUGCUUAUAAGGGGCACGAGCGUCUCGGAGCUGCCAGAAUGACUUCCGCUCAGUGCCCGGCACUAGCGUGUGUCAUGUCCCGGCUGUGUUUCUGGGGCCCAUGGCCCCUCCUUAUGUGGCAACUAUUGUGGCUACUAGUCAAGGAGGCUCAGCCUCUGGAGUGGGUCAAGGACCCGCUCCAGCUGACCUCUAACCCCCUGGGGCCGCCUGAGCCCUGGUCUUCCCACUCCUCCCAUUUCCCACGGGAAUCUCCCCAUGCGCCUACUUUCCCGGCAGACCCGUGGGACUUUGAUCACCUGGGGCCCUCUGCUUCCUCAGAGGUGCCAGCCCCACCCCAGGAAUCGACUGAAAAUUUGGUUCCAUUCCUGGACACCUGGGAUUCAGCUGGAGAGCUGCCCCUGGAGCCAGAGCAGUUCUUGGCUUCACAGCAGGAUUUAAAGGACAAGCUGAGUCCACAGGAAAGGCUCCCUGUUUCGCCCAAGAAGCUGAAGAAAGAUCCAGCUCAGCGUUGGAGCCUUGCUGAGAUUAUUGGAAUUAUACGCCAAUUAUCCACACCUCAGAGUCAGAAACAGACUUUGCAGCAUGAAUAUUCCAGCACGGAUACACCGUAUCCCAGUAGCCUGCCUCCAGAACUCCGGGUGAAGUCAGAUGAGCCUCCAGGGCCCUCUGAGCAAGUUGGACCUUCUCAAUUCCAUCUAGAGCCUGAAACUGAAAAUCCAGAGACCCUUGAAGACAUCCAGUCCUCUUCACUCCAGCAAGAAGCCCCAGCACAGCUUCCACAGCUCCCUGAGGAGGAAGAACCUUCUUCAAUGCAGCAGGAGGCCCCAGCUCUGCCUCCAGAGUCCUCUAUGGAGAGUCUAACUCUACCGAAUCAUGAGGUGACCGUUCAACCUCCAGGUGAGGAUCAAGCUCAUUAUCACUCGCCCAACAUUACAGUUAAACCUGCAGAUGUGGAGGUUACCAUAACUUCAGAGCCUACCAAUGAGACAGAAUCUUCCCAAGCCCAGCAGGAGGCCCCAAUUUGGUUUCCAGAGGAGGUGGAACCUUCUGCAACCCAACAGGAGGCCCCAAUUGAGCCUCCAGUUCCUCCUAUGGAGCGUGAACUUUCCAUCAGUGAGCAGCAGCAGCCAGUUCAGCCUUCUGAGUCUUCUGGGGAGGUCGAAUCUUCUCCGACCCAGCAGGAGACCCCAGGUCAGCCUCCAGAACAUCAUGAAGUCACAGUUUCACCUCCAGGUCACCAUCAAACUCGUCAUUUAGAUUCACCCAGUGUCUCUGUGAAGCCUCCAGACGUGCAGCUCACCAUAGCAGCAGAGCCUAGUGCAGAGGUGGGAACUUCUCUAGUCCACCAGGAGGCUACAGCUCAGCUCUCAGGGUCAGGUAAUGAUGUAGAACCUCCCGCCAUCCAGCACGGGGGCCCACCUCUGCUUCCAGAGUCAUCGGAAGAAGCUGGACCUUUAGCAGUUCAACAGGAGACUUUAUUUCAAUCUCCGGAACCUAUUAAUAAUGAGAACCCCUCUCCAACCCAGCAGGAGGCUGCAGCUGAGCAUCCACAGACCGCUGAGGAGGGUGAGUCUUCCCUAACCCAUCAGGAGGCCCCAGCUCAGACUCCAGAGUUCCCUAAUGUAGUUGUAGCUCAACCUCCAGAGCAUUCACACCUGACUCAAGCCACAGUUCAACCUUUGGAUCUGGGGUUUACCAUCACUCCAGAAUCCAUGACAGAGGUUGAACUUUCUCCAACCAUGAAGGAGACCCCAACUCAGCCUCCUAAGAAAGUUGUACCCCAACUUCGAGUAUAUCAAGGGGUAACAAAUCCAACACCAGGUCAGGAUCAAGCUCAGCAUCCAGUGUCACCCAGCGUUACAGUUCAACUUUUGGACCUGGGACUCACUAUCACUCCAGAACCCACUACGGAGGUUGGACAUUCUACACCUCCGAAGAGGACUAUAGUUUCUCCAAAGCAUCCUGAGGUGACACUUCCACAUCCAGACCAGGUUCAGACUCAGCAUUCACACCUGACUCGAGCCACAGUUCAACCUUUGGACCUGGGGUUUACCAUCACUCCAAAAUCCAUGACAGAGGUUGAACCUUCUACAGCCCUGAUGACUACAGCUCCUCCUCCAGGACACCCUGAGGUGACACUUCCACCUUCAGACAAGGGUCAGGCUCAGCAUUCACACCUGACUCAAGCCACCGUUCAACCUCUGGACCUGGAGCUUACCAUAACUACAAAACCUACUACAGAGGUUAAACCGUCUCCAACCACGGAGGAGACCUCAACUCAGCCUCCAGACCUAGGGCUUGCCAUAACUCCAGAGCCCACUACAGAGACUGGACAUUCUACAGCCCUGGAGAAGACUACAGCUCCUCAUCCAGAUCAGCUUCAGACUCUGCAUCGAAAACUGACUGAAGUCACAGGUCCACCUACUGAGCUAGAACCUACUCAGGAUUCACUGGUGCAGUCUGAAAGUUACAUCCAAGAUAAGGCUUUAGCUGCACCAGAGGAACAUAAGGCCUCCACAAGCACCAACAUAUGUGAGCUCUGUACCUGCAGAGAUGAGAUGUUGUCAUGUAUUGAUCUCAACCCAGAGCAGAGGCUCCGCCAAGUGCCUGUGCCAGAGCCCAACACCCACAAUGGCACCUUCACCAUCUUAAAUUUCCAAGGAAACUAUAUUUCUUACAUUGAUGUAAAUGUAUGGAAAGCAUACAGUUGGACCGAGAAACUAAUUCUCAGAGAAAAUACCUUGACUGAAUUACACAAGGAUUCAUUUGAAGGCCUGCUAUCCCUCCAGUAUUUAGAUUUAUCCUGCAAUAAAAUACAGUCUAUUGAAAGACAUACAUUUGAACCACUACCAUUUUUGAAGUUUAUAAAUCUUAGUUGCAAUGUAAUUACAGAACUCAGCUUUGGAACAUUUCAGGCCUGGCACGGAAUGCAGUUUUUACAUAAGUUAAUUCUCAAUCACAAUCCUCUGACAACUGUUGAAGAUCCGUAUCUCUUUAAAUUGCCAGCAUUAAAAUAUCUAGACAUGGGAACAACGCUAGUCCCACUUACAACACUUAAGAACAUUCUCAUGAUGACUGUUGAACUGGAAAAACUGAUCUUACCUAGCCAUAUGGCCUGCUGCCUCUGCCAAUUUAAAAACAGCAUUGAGGCUGUCUGCAAGACAGUCAAGCUGCAUUGCAACAGUGCAUGUCUGACAAACACCACACACUGUCCUGAAGAAGCAUCUGUAGGGAAUCCAGAAGAAGCGUUCAUGAAGGUGUUACAAGCCCGGAAGAAUUACACAAGCACUGAGCUGAUUGUUGAGCCGGAGGAGCCCUCAGACAGCAGUGGCAUCAACUUGUCAGCCUUUGGGAGUGAGCAGCUAGACACCAAUGACGAGAGUGAUGUUAGUACACUAAGUUACAUCUUGCCUUAUUUCUCAGCGGUAAACCUAGAUGUGAAAUCACUGUUAAUACCAGUCAUUAAACUGCCAACCACAGGAAACAGCCUGGCAAAGAUUCAAACUGUAGGCCAAAACCGGCAGAGAGUGAAUAGAGUCCUCAUGGGCCCAAGGAGCAUCCAGAAAAGGCACUUCAAAGAGGUAGGAAGGCAGAGCAUCAGGAGGGAACAGGGUGCCCAGGCAUCUGUGGAGAACGCUGCCGAAGAAAAAAGGCUCGGGAGUCCAGCCCCAAGGGAGCUGGAACAGCCUCACACACAGCAGGGGCCUGAGAAGUUAGCGGGAAAGGCCGUCUACAAGGUCAAAAAGAGUCCAAAGGUCAGAAAGAAAAGUUAUCUGAAUAGACUGAUGCUCGCAAACAGGCUUCCAUUCUCUGCAGCGAAGAGCCUCAUAAGUUCCCCUUCACAAGGGGCUUUUUCAUCCUUAGGAGACCUGAGUCCUCAAGAAAACCCUUUUCUGGAAGUAUCUGCUCCUUCAGAACAUUUUAUAGAAAACAGUAAUACAAAAGACACAAUUUCAAAGGCAAGAAAUGCCUUUGAAGAAAAUGUUCUUAUGGAAAACACUAACAUGCCAGAAGGAACCAUCUCUGAAAACACAAACUACAAUCAUCCUCCUGAGGCAGAUUCCGCUGGGACUGCAUUCAACUUAGGGCCAACUGUUAAACAAACUGAGACAAAAUGGGAAUACAACAACGUGGGCACUGACCUGUCCCCCGAGCCCAAAAGCUUCCAUUACCCAUUGCUCUCGUCCCCAGGUGAUCAGUUGGAAAUUCAGCUAACCCAGCAGCUACAGUCCCUUAUCCCCAACAACAAUGUGAGAAGGCUCAUUGCUCAUGUUAUCCGGACCUUGAAGAUGGACUGCUCUGGGGCCCAUGUGCAAGUGACCUGUGCCAAGCUCAUCUCCAGGACAGGCCACCUGAUGAAGCUUCUCAGUGGGCAGCAGGAAGUAAAGGCAUCCAACAUACAAUGGGAUACGGACCAAUGGAAGACUGAGAACUACAUUAAUGAGAGCACAGAAGCCCAGAGUGAACAGAAAGAGAAGUCGCUUGAGCUCACAAAAGUUCCAGGAUAUGGCUAUACCACCAAACUCAUCGUGGCAUUAAUUCUGACUGGAAUACUAACUAUUUUGAUUAUACUUUUCUGCCUCAUUGUGAUGUGUUGUCACCGAAAGUCAUUACAAGAAGAUGAAGAAGGAUUCUCAAGGGGCAUUUUCAGAUUUCUGCCACAGAGGAGAUGCUCUUCGCAAAGGGAGAGUCAGGAUGGACUUUUGUUAUUCCGACCGCCGCUCUGGCUGAAAGGUAUGUAUAAACUUCUCAGUGCCACAAGAUUAAAUAAUCACGUAUGGAAGCUGCACAAGAAGUCAUCUAAUGAGGACGAGAUCCUCAACAGGGACCCUGGGGACAGCGAAGCCCCCAGCGAGGAGGAGGAGAGUGAAGCCCUGCCAUAGGAGGAGAACCCAGUCCACCUCAGGCCUCAUGCAAAAAUAUACAUAGAAUAAACAACAACAGUUACUAAAUGAAUGAAAAUUGUGAUUCCGAUGAAGCCUGCCAGAGAAAUAAAGCAUUUUUCAAAAGAUGGAAAUAA